GCAAGUUAUUCAUGUUGCUUGCGCGUGUAUAUCACGCGCGAAAAACUCGAGAAUAGCCUCGUUUUGAAUAUUCCACAUGUCUCGAACUAAAAUGGCGGAAACGGCAGUUGAUUUCGAAGCAGAAGUGAGUGCAACAAAAAGCGAACAAGUCGCGGUCAUUCCUGGAUUGGGAGACUUACCAGUCUCUAAUAAUCAAGUGUUAAAAGGUAAAAAUCAGUCAGGAGACGAAAAUAGUCACACACUGCCGUGUGAAGACAGUGAUGACCCCAUGCGAGCUGGAGACAAACCGGACGCUUGUUUGCCGCCGCCAGCGAAGAAGAGAAGGCGAUCGACAAAGCGGAAAAGCGACUCUCUUGGGGCAAGUGAGGCGAAAAAUCCUUUGAUGCAACUGAACGAAAUACGACCUGGUCUUACGUAUGAUAUCACUGUUAAAGACGGUCAGACACAUUGCCCUGUGUUCUUCGUUUCUGUGAAUGUUGAUGGAAAUACCUUCGAGGGACAAGGCUCAAGUAAACAGAAAGCGAAGCACAAUGCAGCCGAGAACGUGUUAAAGUCUUUUAUUACUCAGAUCCGUUCACCCGCUCAUCAGUUGGUCACGGGAACUCGCGACGUUACCACAGACUUUACUUCCGAUAAUACUGGAUCACUUCUGAACAUAUUUGGUAAUGGCGAUCAGCCGAUGGAGGAUGAAGUUGUAAGUGAGAAUCCAGGUGAAUUUGGAGUUCCUCCAAAGGGUGUCACGAAAACUCCAAAGGUGCAAACUGAAGCCGGAAAGCAUCCAGUUUCGCUUUUAAAUGAGUUUCACCCGGGGCUUAGUUAUGAAUUUCUCGGUGAAGAAGGAGAACAAAAUGCGAAGCAAUUCAAAUUUAAAGUCACAAUCAACGGCCAAGAUUUCCUAGGACACGGUAGCAGUAAAAAGAAAGGCAAGGCCAAUGUUGCAUCUAAGGCACUUUUUGCAUUGUACAACAUCCGCACCUUUUAUGCAUUUGGCCAAUCAGAAGCAAGGCUGCAACCUGUGUACUUAGAACCUCCACCAUCAGCUCAACUGGAGCAGGUUGCCGCAGAUCUGAUUGCUGAUGCUGUUCUGGCCAAAUUUCAGAGUCUGCAGCCAACAGCAGGGGAACCAAUUAGACGCAAAGUUUUGGCUAGCAUCGUUAUGACAAGUCGAGGUGAAAGUGAACAAAAAUUCGAGGUCAUUAGCAUGGGAACUGGAACCAAGUUUAUAAGUGGAGAGUACAUCAGUGACCAGGGACUUGCAGUGAAUGAUUGCCAUGGGGAAAUAAUUGCUAGAAGAUCCUUCGUGCGAUUUUUGUACUCACAGCUUGAGUUGUGUGCAGAGGGAUAUGAAGACGAGUCCAUAUUUGAGAAGAAAAAGAGUGGAUUCUUUGGUGUGAGAGAGAAUGUGGAGUUCCACUUGUACAUCAAUACAUCGCCAUGUGGUGACGCUCGUGUUUUUUCUCCACAUGAGCCGAUCAUGGGUGAAUCUGAUAAGCAUCCUGGAAGAAAAAAAAGAGGACUUUUAAGAGUAAAGCUUGAAAAUGGAGAAGGCACUAUUCCUGCAAUGAAAGCUGACACAACCAUCCAAACUUGGGAUGGUGUCCUUCAAGGCGAGAGGCUUCGCACCAUGUCAUGUUCGGACAAAGUCUGUCGUUGGAAUGUACUUGGGGUGCAAGGGGCACUACUCAGUCACUUUCUCGAACCAAUAUAUCUACAGUCAGUUGUUCUCGGUAGCUUGUACCAUUACGAGCACAUGUCAAGAGCCAUGUAUCAUCGUCUUGGUGAUCUAGAAGGGUUGCCUCCUCUCUUCAAACAGAAUCGUCCACUCAUGAAUGGAACAAGUACCCCAGAGCCGCGCAUGACAGUGAAGUCGCCAAACAUUAGUGUCAAUUGGAGUGAAGGAGACCAGGGAUUUGAAAUUGUAAAUGCUACAAAAGGAGUGAUUGGAGAUGGACAGGCGGUGUCAAGGCUUUGUAAACAAAGUUUGUUCAAACGUUUCAUUGUGUUGUGGAAGAAACUAAGACCAGGAAUUACAGGGCCAUUGUCAUACCAUGGUGCCAAAGCAGCAGCUGGUCCGUAUCAAGCAGCUAAAAUGAUUGUGAUGAAAGGAUUUGAAAGCCAGGGUCUUGGUACAUGGAUAAGGAAGCCUGUGGAACAAGAUAUGUUUGAACUGUCUGACGAGGAUCUCUAAACUGAGAAGGUGGAGAUCAAGUUGUUGGAAGUGUUUCAGAAAGGAAAUAUGUGUCUAGUAAAAGUAGGUACUUUUGGUGCAGAACAUGGUAUUUCUUGCCUAACAUUUUCAAGUUUCUUCCCACAAGAAAUUACUUUAACUUCAAAAUGAUUGUAGUUUGCACCCUACUGAGUCAGGUUUUACAGGGAUUAUGAACACAGCAGAAAAGAAAGUUUUUAGUGAGAUCCCUUUUUAGAUGUACUUAUAUGGAGCAUUUGGUAAAGAUCUCAGUCAAGGGACGUUAUAGAUAUUAUCAAGACUGUGAAGUUUCAUUUUCAUCUCUGUUUCAUUAGAAUGCCUUUUAAUAUUCCACAUAAAGAUCAUACAACUUUUUGCAGGUGUAAAUUUUGUCAUCCUUCUUGAAAAGAAGUUGCAUAUAGGCAGUCCUUUGUAUAGUCAUUUAAGAUUCUAAGAAAAUUCCCAGUAAAUUAAGUAUGUUCACACAGCUUAUAGUGAUCUAAGCAUUUUGUUUCUAAAUAUCUUUUUCAAUGUCUUUCAUGUUUGUAGACAAUGUAAACUAAGAAACUUGGUCCAAAGGGUCCAAUAAAGUUUAGCUAUGUAUAAAACAAGGAAGAACUGGACGUUUACUUAGUUGGAUGGCAAACUGUUGUCUCCUGUUUUUUGUUUGUUUGUUUUUUUAAAUUUACUUACCUUUCUCAAAAUAUUUUUCACUGGCAUUAAUUUGAGGUUGUUGAUUACUUAUGGACCAGCUAUUAAAUGGUUGAGAUGCACAGAAACUUAUUAAAUUGAAAAAAAAAAAGGA
Messenger RNA from Stylophora pistillata, 2990 nucleotides. RefSeq names its product double-stranded RNA-specific editase 1. Lineage: Eukaryota; Metazoa; Cnidaria; Anthozoa; Scleractinia; Pocilloporidae. Gene Ontology annotation, biological process: adenosine to inosine editing; RNA processing. Gene Ontology annotation, molecular function: double-stranded RNA binding; double-stranded RNA adenosine deaminase activity; adenosine deaminase activity. Gene Ontology annotation, cellular component: nucleolus; cytoplasm. The record is from RefSeq and is a predicted model, not a curated record.